UUUAUUCGUUUCUUCGAGUUCGUCGAGAGAGGUUCGCCCCGAUCGGUAGCGCUAUAUUUAAAAACCUAGUGCGCAGUGCGCUUAUACCCGAAAAGGUCGAAAAACAUUGCUGUUACAACGACUGCAAGUUGUAUAGACAAACAUAACACAAAAGUGCUGCCACGAGCAGCUAUCUUAUAAAAAACUCCAACAAGAGACGGAAACGUUUCGUUUUGUGAGUGGAAUUGUGUGCUGUGCUGUGUGUCCAAAUCACCAUUCGAAGACAGUGACCAAGUGCUAUUAGACCAAGGCCUUUGCUUAUAAAUAUUUUAUAAACAAUUGCAGCGUGAAAUUUCACUUUUGAAGGCAGCAAGACAUAAAAUAAGCUGCAACAGACGCACACACAGAAUACUCGCUCUCCCAAAUACACACACGCUCGCGUGUGGAGACCGUGAUUUGUAUUUGUAUUCGUGUGGAGACUGCCUCUCUCUUUUGGGGCUGUCCGAACACAAAGUUUUGGCGCCAAAAGUUUGACAGUUCGCUUUGGCGUGCGAUUCGCAAACAAGUGGCAAGAAAAGUGCGUCUCAAAACAGAGCAGAAAAACACUAGGGGAACCCAAAACAGAUAUUGACUAGUAAAUCAACAUGGUCAGUGCUCGAGUCCUGAAUCCUGUGAUGCUGAGUGAAUUCUGCAAGAUGAGCAGCAGUCCGGCGGUGAGUCGUAAUCUGCCCUGCGGUCGUCAGUUGAAUCGCAUAAAGCGUGACCUCUUCGGUAGCUCCAAGUCCGCCGAGGGUACAGCCACCAAAACACCCUUUAAUGCCGAACUGGAGCGCCAUCAGGAACUGGCCACGCAAAAAUGGGGCUUUGACUUCCGCGCCGGCUGCCCAUUGGCUGAAAAAUCGCACUUCAUCUGGGAGCGCGUCAGCUUCCAGGAGUCCAGCUUCGCCCCAGAGAUGUACACCCUAACCAGGGCCGCCCACGUACGUCCUUCAGCGGAUACAAGUCCUAGCGACAUGGACAUUUUGGUAAACGAGCGCUCGGAACGGGAGAACUUUGGCUCCAACCUGGGUAAUUCCUCACUGGAGUCCAACACGGAUAAUGAUUCCUGCUACGACUCACAGGACGAAUCGCUGACAAUGCGGUUCAGCUCCUCCAGCACGGCAAGCACCUCCUCGAUAGUCCUGCGCAAGCGACAGCCAAAAAUCACAGAGUUCAUGAAGGAGCGCAAGCGUCUGGCUCAGGCACCCAAGAAACUAUCGCCCGCAAAACGCCUGCGCACCAGUUCUCCCAGUUCUUCCGCCACUUCCAGCUCCAGCGGUGGAUUCGGGUUGGGGGCGCACUUUGGGGCGAUGUUGAAGCGGCCGCGCAACAACUAACGCUCUAGAUUCGCUGGCUAACCCACCGAAUUGCAAUUUGUAAUUUUAUUUUUUAUAAGCCACUGCGAUUGUGUAGUAUUUCCUAAUUAUACCCGUUACUCGUAGAGUAAAAGGGUAUACUAGAUUCGUUGAAAAGUAUGUAACAGGCAGAAGGAAGCGUUUCCGA
This is a messenger RNA of Drosophila teissieri, 1521 nucleotides long. Its product is annotated as cyclin-dependent kinase inhibitor 1-like. The record is from RefSeq and is a predicted model, not a curated record. Lineage: Eukaryota; Metazoa; Arthropoda; Insecta; Diptera; Drosophilidae. Gene Ontology annotation, cellular component: nucleus. The transcript has 3 exons. The coding region runs from base 624 to 1355 and encodes 243 amino acids. Gene Ontology annotation, molecular function: cyclin-dependent protein serine/threonine kinase inhibitor activity. Gene Ontology annotation, biological process: regulation of cell cycle.